Molecule: messenger RNA, 876 nt
Organism: Mytilus trossulus (common blue mussel)
Lineage: Eukaryota; Metazoa; Mollusca; Bivalvia; Mytilida; Mytilidae
Exons: 1
Coding region: 1-876 (291 amino acids)
Source: RefSeq, a predicted model, not a curated record
AUGACAGCAACAACAGUCGAAUCUAUAGAAAGAAAGAUAAACAGUCACCUAAGAAGAUGGCUAGGAGUACCACCAAGUUUUACAGCCAUAGGCCUUUACAGUAGAUCACCACAACUACAGCUACCUUUAACAUCAACUUUGGAGGAAUACAAGGUAUCAAAGAGCAGACUUGUUAUGACUCUCAGAGACUCGAAGGAUAGCAAGAUCAGUGAGGCAGGAAUACAGACACGUACUGGACGUAAAUGGUCAGCAAGAACUGCAGUCGAUCAAGCAGAAAGUAUUCUUCACCACAAAGACAUAGUUGGCAACACCUGUACUGGUAGACAAGGCUUAGGAAUGACACAUUUCCAACAGUGGUCAAAGGCAACACCAAAAGAGAAGAGUAGCAUGGUACAGUCAGAAAUAAGAACAGUAGAAGAAGAACAAAGAAGGGCGAAAGCAGUGGAGCUAAGCCGUCAAGGUGCAUGGAUGAAAUGGAACUUGCCAGAAAGAAAGAUCACAUGGGCAGAGUUAUGGAGGAUGGAACCAUUCAGAAUCUCAUUCAUGCUUAGGUCAGUGUACGAUACACUUCCUUCCCCUUCAAACUUACACCAGUGGGGACUGAUAGAAGAACCAAGCUGCAAGUUAUGUGGUGAACGAGGUACUAUGGCACAUAUACUUUCAGGCUGCAAGGUUGCUCUGACACAGGGAAGGUAUCGAUGGCGACACGACAAGGUCCUAAAACAUCUAGCAGAAAUCCUUGAUAUAGAGAGAAAAAGAAGAGACCAUCAAAAACAGAGGCAAAACAGAUCAGAUUCGUUAGAGAGGGAGAUACUGGACAUGCAACAAAGUCUCAACAGCACUUCAUCUUGGACAAGGGCAGUGAUUGGAACAUGA